AAAUAACAUGUAAUUGGCGCUCAGAUUUGUGGGAUACUGGCUUUUGAAAUCGUUUACUUCCUUUUCCGUGUUCAAGUGUCCUUGUAUAGUAUUAUACUGUGGAAGUGGUUGUACCAAGAUGUUCAGAAACUUGUUGGCUUUGCGUCACUUGUCUCAAAGAAGUAUCAGCACUGCUGCUCGCAGACAGCUGCAAAAUAAAGUUCCAGAAAAACAGAAGAUUUUCCAGGAGGACAAUGGAAUCCCAAUCCAUUUGAAAGGUGGUACAGGAGAUGCUCUGCUCUACAGGUUAACUAUGGCUCUCACAGUCUUUGGAACUGGUUUUGCGAUAUUUGAGUUGGUCAGAGCUGCACUUCCCAAGAAGAAGUAACCGGUUUACAGUUUGUCUGCCUUGCCAUCUUGUGGUCCAAUGCUGAACUGUGUCAGGGAGAAAAAUGCUUGUGGUUAUGUUCUGGGAUCAAUAUUUAUUAAGCUGUACUGUAUGAACUGCAAGCAAUAAAGGAGAUUUACAUGA
This is a messenger RNA of Protopterus annectens (West African lungfish), 511 nucleotides long. Its product is annotated as cytochrome c oxidase subunit 7A2, mitochondrial. Bases 119 to 367 code for a protein of 82 amino acids. The transcript has 4 exons. Gene Ontology annotation, biological process: regulation of oxidative phosphorylation; mitochondrial electron transport, cytochrome c to oxygen; mitochondrial respirasome assembly. The record is from RefSeq and is a predicted model, not a curated record. NCBI's taxonomy places the organism in Eukaryota, Metazoa, Chordata, Ceratodontiformes, Protopteridae.